Messenger RNA from Anguilla rostrata (American eel), 3257 nucleotides. Its product is annotated as E3 ubiquitin-protein ligase RING2-A-like. Lineage: Eukaryota; Metazoa; Chordata; Actinopteri; Anguilliformes; Anguillidae. Gene Ontology annotation, molecular function: ubiquitin protein ligase activity; chromatin binding. Gene Ontology annotation, cellular component: ubiquitin ligase complex; PcG protein complex. Bases 293 to 1408 code for a protein of 371 amino acids. The record is from RefSeq and is a predicted model, not a curated record. The transcript is spliced from 7 exons. Gene Ontology annotation, biological process: negative regulation of DNA-templated transcription.
ACGCAAAGGAAGUUGGAGUCGCUUGGAGCGCACAUCCGGCAGAAAGAUGGCUGCCACUAAGCGACAGUGACACUUUGUUGUUAUUAACCUGGGCAGGAACUUUUUUGUUAAGUAAACGAUAAUAACGCUGUUCCAAAGAGUUAUAAGGCGCCGUGGCGUCUUGUCCUAGAAAGCGGGAAGACAUUGGUAGACAUCGAGUCUUGAUUAACGUCUCCCGGUGGGAAUCUAAACCACUUCUUCUUCUCCUCACUGCUUGUCUUCCUGGUUCAGUCCAGCCUUCUCAGAACACACAAUGGCUGCCCCAGUCAAUGCUCAGAACCCCAGCAAGACCUGGGAGCUGAGCCUUUAUGAGCUGCACAGAACCCCACAGGAGGCGAUAAUGGACGGCACGGAGAUCGCCGUGUCCCCCCGCAGCCUCCACAGCGAACUGAUGUGUCCAAUCUGCCUGGAUAUGCUGAAAAACACCAUGACGACCAAAGAGUGCCUGCACCGGUUCUGCUCCGAGUGCAUCGUCACGGCGCUCCGAUCGGGGAACAAGGAGUGCCCCACCUGCCGGAAGAAGCUGGUGUCCAAACGCUCCCUGCGGCCGGACCCCAAUUUCGAUGCGCUCAUCUCGAAGAUAUACCCGAGCAGGGACGAGUACGAGGCUCACCAGGACCGGGUCCUGGAGCGCCUGAGCCGGCUGCACAACAAGCAGGCCCUGAGCUCCAGCAUUGAGGAGGGCCUGAAGAUACAGGCGCUGGUCAGACCGCAGAGGGUGCGCAAACCGCAGCAGGAGAGCGACAACACUACCUUCAGCGGCGGGGAGGACAACUGCGACGCGCGCUCCCACCUGUCCCAGGACUCGGCCCCGCCCCUCCUCCACCCGGGACCCCUGGCCGAGGCCGAGGCCGAGGGCGGGGCCGGGCCCAGCCGCAGCAAGCGGGCAAAGGUUUCGGACGAGUCCUGCCCCGAGGUGGACCGGGGAAGCCCCACGCCCUCCCUGCCCCCACACCACCAGGAGGGGCCCGGCUCGGAGAUCGAGCUGGUGUUCCGCCCACACCCCCUGCUGGUCAACAUGCAGGACUACAGUCAGACCAGGUACGUGAAGACGACGGCCAACGCCACGGUGGACCACCUGUCCAAGUACCUGGCCCUCCGCAUAGCCCUGGAGGAGCGGCAGGCGGACGGACAGACAGGAGGGGAGGCGGGGGACGACAGAGGAGGAGGAGGAGGAGGUGGUGGAGGAGCAGUGAGCCUGCGGAAUGUCAGCGAGAAGCAGUACACCAUCUACAUCACUACGUCAGGCGGGCAGUUCUCGACUCUCAAUGGCUCUCUAACCCUGGAGCUGGUCAAUGAGAAGUACUGGAAGCUCUGCAAGCCCCUGGAGCUCUACUACGCCCCCACCAAGGAACCGCUACAGCAGUGAAGGGGGGGGGGGCAAAGGGGGUUCCAGAUCUGUCCCCUCUUAAUCAUCGCAUAAAGACGAGAGCUCCUCCCUCUUACACUCGGACAGUCUGCUGCUACUGAGAGAGAGAGCGAGAGAAAGUGUGUGAUUGGUAAGAAAGAGUGCGAGAGGGUAUGAGAGUAUGUGUAUGUGUAUGUAUUAGGGAGUGUGCAUGAGAGGAACAAGUGAAGAAUGCGUGAACAAGGGGAGAGAGGAGGGUGUGAGGGAGGAGGGGUACAGACAGUGUGUACGAGACAGUUAGAAAGAGAGGGGGGUAGAGUGAGAUGGAGCAGUGCGCGCGCGUGUGUGGGAGAGAGGCCGACUUUGGCAUCGGUGGAGAUCACGUCGAGAAGCGGACUCCGAGGUAGAGCCUACGAGCUCUCCUCCGCUCAUUAUCCCUCUCUUCAAAUCUGACAUUUUAGAUGGAAGUACAAAAAUCCUACUUCCAUCCAACAGAACCGUCCCUGCCUUUCUUUCACCUUCCAGAACACGAGGUAGAACCCCCCCCCACACACCCAACCAGCCAGUCAGCACUGUGUAUAUCCCUAACCUUUUCCGUUUCCCACAAUGCCCCUGUAUUGUACAGCCAUUUUGUAUAUUCUCAGUCUCAGAUAUGAUUAUAUUACGAGUGAAGUUGACAACGCAAUAUCAUGGGGAUAAGGGAUUCAUUUGCCUGGACGGAUUUUUCCAUACAGUGAGGAAGAACCGUUUUUGUUUUUUUAAAUUUUUUUAUUUAUACAUCAGGCCUGGAAUAAACCAGCCAGAGUACAGGGCCUUAAACUGAACUGGGAGACUGAGGCUAAAGGUUUGCUGUCAAUCAAGCUGCUUACAUUCUCUGUAAAACCAUCAGAACCCUUCGGCCAAUCAGGCUGAGGUCCAUUUUUAAAAAUGCUUUCUAUGUAUAAACUGAAACAUCUACAGGAACCAACCAUGCAAGUGAAAAUUCUACAGUACUGUGCAAAAGUCAGAGACCACCCUUUAUUUUACUUUCCAGUGAAAAGUCAUUAACUGCGAGUUAUCUGACAUAUUUUACACAAUGCACAAAAACCUCCUGAACUAUGUACAAUAUCAGAUCUUUCAGUAUGUAGUGUGUCCACCCUUGGCCUUUAUAACAGAAUCCGUUCUUUUUGGGAGACUUGCUUUGCGUUUUUUGAAGGAAUUUGCGGGAAUAUUUUUCCAUGCUUCUUGUCAAUGUUCAGUCUUAGAAGUUGGUUGCAUUUUCCGCUUCUCUCGAUCCAAGUAAUUCCAAACACAUUUCAGUGAUGGUGAGGUCUGGACUCUGGGUUGGCCAGUCCAUUGUUUGGAGAGCACCAGCAGCCUGAUCUCCUUAGCAGUGUGCUUGGGGGUCAUUAUCUCACUGUAGAACGGAUUUGCUCCCAGUCAAGCAUUGUCCAGAGGCUACUGCGUGAUGUGUUAAGAUUUUAUUGUAUUUAUCUACAUUCAUGUUUGUUGACUGGAAGGACGAAAGACAUAAAGGCAAAACAAAAGAAAGCGGACAAAUGCUGAGAUUUGAUAUUGCAUGUAGUGGUGGAGGCUUUUCUUGAAUUUUCCGUUAAAUGUUCCUGCAUUAUUGUCUUGACACUGAAAAAAAAAAAUGCACCGAAUAGCUGUUCUGCAGUGGAAACGGAAUAAACGAAAGUGUGGUCCGACUUUUGCACAGUACUGAAGUUUAUACAGAAACAGAAGGGUGGGGGAAAGAAAGCAAUGUACACAAAAAAAAAGCACAAGAAGAGUUGGUUAUGUACCUCGUCUGAGUUUCAAUCCCUCUGAAGGGCUUUUGCACUUUUGUAAUUUGUGAACAUUCAUAGUGAUUACAGACUGCUUUGAGAUA